This is a messenger RNA of Ipomoea triloba (trilobed morning glory), 5017 nucleotides long. Its product is annotated as probable LRR receptor-like serine/threonine-protein kinase At3g47570. NCBI's taxonomy places the organism in Eukaryota, Viridiplantae, Streptophyta, Magnoliopsida, Solanales, Convolvulaceae. The transcript is spliced from 4 exons. The record is from RefSeq and is a predicted model, not a curated record. Gene Ontology annotation, molecular function: protein kinase activity; ATP binding; protein binding. Gene Ontology annotation, biological process: protein phosphorylation. Bases 138 to 4805 code for a protein of 1555 amino acids.
AAGGAAUACAAAAUCUAGUUAGCUUGAUCUCUUUCGAUAUAGGAGGGAAUCUAUUAUCAGGUGUUCUUCCUAGUGAGAUAGGUGAAUUGCAUAAACUACAACAUUUAGAUCUUGAAAAAACUCAAUUAUCUGGAAAAAUGCCACUCACUCUUUUUAACCUUACUUCUCUAGCUUCAAUUUUUUUGGAUAACAACAAUUUUGAUGGCAAUAUACCCUCAAAUGUGGAAAACUUCAGGAAUUUGAAUGAAUUGUACAUGAACAAUAACAAACUAGAUGGCAUCAUUCCUCAACAAGUUUUUAAUUUGCCAUCUUUGUCUAAGUACCUUGACAUUUCCAACAAUUCAUUCACUGGCCCGUUAUCUCCCACUGUGGGCAAAUUGAAAACACUAAAUGCCUUAGACAUCUCCGGAAACAAAUUGUCGGGCAAAAUUCCAAAUACAAUUGGAGAUUGUUUGAGCCUUGAAUAUCUUGAUAUGCAUGAUAAUCUCUUUGAAGGUAAAGUCCCACCUUCUUUGAUUUCCUUAAAAAGCAUUACGCAUUUGGAUAUCUCAAACAAUAAGUUGACUGGAGAGAUACCUAGAGACCUCCAAAAGCUCCCUCUCUUGCAAUAUUUGAACCUUUCUUUCAAUGAUCUAGAGGGGGAGGUACCAACAGUUGGAGUGUUUGCAGUGGCAACCAAUGUAUCGUUGCUUGGAAACAAAAGGCUAUGCGGUGGUAUACCUGAGCUAAAGCUGCCUCCAUGUCCUGUGAAGAAAACAAAACACAGAAAGCAUUUAAAGCUUAUGAUUGUUAUCUUCACAUGUAUAUGCUCGGCUCUAGUGUUUGCAUCAUUCAUUGCUUUGCUAACAUUGUGUUGGAGGAAACAACAAAGGGUGGAGUCAGCUAAGCUAUCCAAAGUUGAAAAGCUUUCCAAAAUCCCUUAUAGAGACUUGCAUCAAGCUACUGAUGGUUUCUCUGAGACAAAUUUGAUCGGUACGGGAAGUUUUGGCUCUGUUUACAAAGGAAGAUUUGAGCAAGAUGGAGGAGAACAAAAAACUGCAGUGAAGGUACUUGACCUUUUAAAAAAUGGAGCUUCAAAGAGCUUUCUUGCAGAAUGUAAGGUGUUGAGAAACAUACGCCACCGAAAUCUUGUUCCAAUUUUGACUUGCUGCUCGAGUUGUGAUUUUGCUGGUAAUGAAUUCAAAGCUUUGGUUUAUGAGUUCAUGGAAAAUGGGGAUUUGGAUAUUUGGUUGCAUACACAUUCAUCUAAUGCAAGGACAACUGUUUUAAGUGUUCUUCAAAGGUUAAACAUUGCAAAUGAUGUAGCUUGUGCAUUGCAUUAUCUCCAUGAUGAUUGUGAACCGGUGGUUAUUCAUUGUGAUCUAAAGCCAGGUAACAUUCUGCUUGACAAAGACUUAACUGCUCAUAUUGGAGACUUUGGUAUAUCAAGACUUUAUUCACCUGCUACAAUUGGAGAUCCAAUUGGUGAACAAACUAGUACCAUUGGAUUAAAGGGGUCAAUUGGUUAUGUUCCACCAGAGUACGGGAUAGGAGCAAAUGCCUCAACUUUUGGAGAUGUGUAUAGCUUUGGAAUCCUUUUGUUGGAAAUAUUCACAGCUAAAAGACCCACAGAUGCUUUAUUCAUGAAUAGGGGUCUGAGAGAAUUGAAGAUGAGGCAUCACAAAACCCUCUCAUUCUUUUAUUUCUCACCACCUGCUCUUUCUACUCUCCAUCUUUUUGUGUUUUGCUUAAUAUGUAUUGUUACCCUUAUUCCCACUUCCUCCUUUGCAUCAUCACCUACUUUCUACCCAUCAAAUGAAACCGAUAGGCUUGCUCUUUUAGAGUUUAAACACCGGAUUUCUUCUGAUGAUCCCAAUGGAGGAGUAGUUCUUAACUCAUGGAAUGACUCUGUGCACCAUUGUGGCUGGCUAGGAGUGAGGUGUGGUCGUCGACACCCACGAGUUGUGGCGUUGAGGCUUCCUGAGAUGGGGUUGGUGGGAACCAUAUCUCCUCAUAUUGGAAACCUCACUUUCCUCAGGCUUCUUAAUCUCCGUAGGAAUAUGUUGCACGGUGAAAUCCCAGGAGAGAUUGGUGGUUUGUUUCGACUAAGAUAUCUCUACCUGUAUACGAAUGCACUGACGGGAGAUCUUGCUAAGCUUAAUCUCAGUAGCUGCGUACAACUUAUGGUACUCCAAUUUUCUGGCCUCCAAGGAAAGCUCCCUACUGCAUUCCAAUAUCUAGCUAAUCUGAAGAAGCUACAAGUACUAUCGCUGGAUAAUAACAAAUUGACAGGUGGAAUUCCUUCCACUUAUGGGAAUUUUUCAUCACUUCUAGUGUUGAGCUUGGAGCAUAAUCAUUUAAAGGGACCUAUUCCGCAUGAGAUUACGCGCUGUUGGGAUUUAAAUAUCCUUUCACUUGGUGGCAACGAUUUCACUGGUACACUAUCUCCUUCUUUCUUCAAUAUGACUUCUAUACAAACUUUUGGAGUAACCGAUAACUCACUUGAAGGGACCAUUCCAAGUUACAUAGGAGACACCAUGCCAAACUUGGAAGGCUUUUAUUUUUCUGCCAACAAAUUCCAUGGAACCAUCCCUAUUUCAUUUCCCAACGCCUCUAAGCUUCAAAUUCUUGAGGUAUCAAAAAACCAUCUUGUAGGUAAAGUUCCAGAUAAUAUUGGAAGGUUAAAAGAUCUUGUAGUUUUUCACCUUGCGUACAAUCGCCUUGGUAGCAAUGAUCCCGUCAAUGACUUGGCUUUUAUAACAUCUAUGUCCAAUUGUAGUAAUUUAAUUAGAUUUGCCAUUGAUCAAAAUAGAUUUGAUGGUAAAUUGCCAAACACCAUAGCUAACCUCUCAUCCCAACUCCAUUCCCUAUAUCUAGGAGAUAAUAAGAUAUUUGGUACAAUACCCGAAGGAAUAAAAAAUCUAGUUAGCUUGAUUGCUUUCAGUAUUGGACGCAGUCUAUUAUCAGGUGUUAUUCCGAAUGAGAUAGGUGAAUUGCAUAAACUACAACUUUUAGAUCUUUAUGAAAACCAAUUAUAUGGAAAAAUGCCACUCACUCUUUUUAACCUUACUUCUCUAGCUUCAAUUUUUUUGGAUAACAACAAUUUUUAUGGCAAUAUACCCUCAAAUGUGGAAAACUUCAAGACUUUGAAUGAAUGGUACAUGAACAAUAACAAACUAGAUGGCAUCAUUCCUCAACAAGUUUUUAAUUUGCCAUCUUUGUCUAAGUACCUUGACCUUUCCCACAAUUCAUUCACUGGUCCGUUAUCUCCUGCCGUGGGCAAAUUGAAAACACUAAAUGCCUUAGACAUCUCUGGAAACAAAUUGUCGGGCAGAAUUCCAGAUACAAUUGGAGACUGUUUGAGCCUUGGAUAUCUUGAUAUGCAUGAUAAUCUCUUCGAAGGUAAAGUCCCACCUUCUUUGAUAUCCUUAAAAAGCAUUACGCAUUUGGAUAUCUCAAACAAUAAGUUGACUGGAGAGAUACCAAGAGACCUCCAAAAGCUCCCUUUCUUGCAAUAUUUGAACCUUUCUUUCAAUGAUCUAGAGGGGGAGGUACCAACCGUUGGAGUGUUUGCAGUGGCAACCAAUGUAUCAUUGCUUGGAAACAAAAAGCUAUGCGGUGGUAUACCUGAGCUAAAGCUACCUCCAUGUCCUGUGAAGAAAAUAAAACACAGAAAGCAUUUAAAGCUUAUGAUUGUUAUCUUUACAUGUAUCUGCUCGGCUCUGGUGUUUGCAUCAUUCAUUGCUUUUCUAACAUUGUGUUGGAGGAAAGGAAAAAGGAUGGAGUCAGCUAAGCCAUCCAAAGUUGAAAAGCUUUCCAAAAUCCCUUAUAGAGAUCUGCAUAAAGCUACUGAUGGUUUCUCUAACACAAAUUUGAUCGGUUCGGGAAGUUUUGGCUCGGUUUACAAAGGAAGAUUUGAGCAAGGUGGGGGAGAACAAAUAAUUGCUGUGAAGGUACUUGACCUUUUAAAAAAUGGAGCUUCAAAGAGCUUUCUUGCAGAAUGUAAAGUGUUAAGGAACAUACGCCAUCGAAAUCUUGUUCCAAUUUUGACUUGCUGCUCUAGUUGCGAUUUUGCAGGUAAUGAAUUCAAAGCUUUGGUUUAUGAGUUCAUGGAAAAUGGGGAUUUGGAUAUGUGGUUGCACACACAUUCAUCUAAUGCAAGGACAACCGUUCUAAGUGUUCUUCAAAGGUUAAACAUUGCAAUUGAUGUAGCUUCUGUGUUGCAUUAUCUCCAUGAUGAUUGUGAACCGACGAUUGUUCAUUGUGAUCUAAAGCCAAGUAACAUUCUACUUGACAAAGACUUAACUGCUCAUGUUGGAGACUUUGGUAUAUCAAGGCUUUAUUCACGCACAAUUGGAGAUCCAAUUGGUGAACAAACUAGUACCAUUGGAUUAAAGGGGUCAAUUGGUUAUGUUCCACCAGAGUACGGGAUAGGAGCAAAGGCAUCAACUUUUGGAGAUGUGUAUAGCUUUGGAAUCCUUUUGUUGGAAAUGCUCACAGCUAAAAGACCCACAGAUGCUUUAUUCAUGAAUGGUGGAUGUGAGAGUCUCUAUGAGUAUGUUGAGGCAGCAUUAUCGGAGCAAGUGAUGAAAAUUGUUGACCCAUUGCUUCUAGCAUGCCUAGAAAGCAACCUUGGAAUAAGACAAAAUGAAGAGUUGGAGAAUGAUGGCAAUUUGGUGGAAAUUCAAGAGAGUAAGGUGCAUAACUUCUUCAUCUCCAUCUUCAAAAUUGGACUCACUUGUGCUUCAAGAUCACCAAUGGAUCGCAUGCAUAUGAAUGAAGUGAGCAGGGAAUUACACAAGAUUAAGAAGGCUUUCUUUACAUAAAAUUAAGCAAACAUGUCUUGUGACAUACAAUAUCUCCAUGGGUAGAAUUAAGAAAAAGCUUGCUUUCCAAUUUGCCAAAUACAUGAUGCUCUAAAUUUCUUGAAUUUUGAUUUUAACUUUUCUUGGAUUCUUCUUUUGUUGUAUAAUGGGGAACAAGCUAAGCUCCAAGUAUUAUCUAUGUUGUUAUAUUAAAUGUUGUGAUUUGGCUGAAA